AUGUGGCUCGCGAACCGCAUCGGCCGAAGAUGGUCCCUCAUCUUCGCUUCCGUAGUCGUCAUUAUUGGUGUUGCUCUUCAAGCUGGCGCCUCUGGCUAUAUUGAGGCUUUGCUUGUUGCUGGUAUCUCUAUUGGGAUUGCAAGUACUGUGUGCCCACUUUACAUCUCAGAAAACGCCCCAAGGGGCAUUCGUGGUCUGCUCACCGGACUAUAUCAACUCACCCUUGUUUCCGGUCUAACAAUUGCGUUCUGGGUUAACUACGCCUGCGAGCGAAGAUUGACUGGGAAAAAGCAGUUUAUCAUCCCUCUAGCUUUGCAGGCUAUACUAGAAACUAUAUUGUUUGUUGGAAUGUUACUGGCAAAUGAGUCCCCUCGAUAUCUCGCCCAACAGGAUUAUGCUGCUGCCCUGCAGGUCUUGGCCAAACUUCGUGCCUUGCCGGUUACGCACGAGUAUGUUGUGGAGGAGAUGGCCAACACAAAGUUCCAGCUUGAGGAGGAGAGAGAGACUUUCGCGACCUCUUCGCGCUUCUCAAUCCUGAAAGAGGCAUUUUGCACCAGGUCCUAUCGUCGACGGUCUGUUCUGUGUAUUACCUUGAUGAUGUGGAGUAACCUUACAGGUACUAAUGUCAUGACAUACUAUUCGCCAAGUAUCUUCGCAAGCAUUGGCCUGUCAGGGGCGUCCGUCGGGCUGUUUGCAACUGGGAUCUACGGCAUUGUGAAGGUCAUCUGCUGCACUGUGUUUAUCAUCUUCGGAAUUGCCCUGAUUUAUGUUGGCUUCUAUAUUCGAUUUGAUUCUCCCACUGAGGGUCAGUCCCUCACGGCAUCGGCAUACGUUGCACUAGCUGCAAUCUAUAUCUUCGCAGGUGUUUACCAAUGUGGCUGGGGCCCUGUUGUCUGGUCCUAUUGCGCAGAGAUCCCCUCAGCUCGCCUUCGUCCGCUCAACAUGGGCAUGGCAACAGCAUCUCAGUGGUUGUUUAAUCUUGCCGUAGCCAAAGCUACACCAAGCAUGCUAGCAACCCUUGGCUCUAAUGGGUAUGGUACAUUCUUUGUAUAUGGGGGCUUCUGCUUUACCAUGGUUAUCUACAUAUGGUUCUUCGUGCCUGAGACUAAAGGUCUGUCGCUUGAAUGCAUGGAUGAGCUUUUCGAAAUGGACACGGUCCGUGGCAAAUUUAUACCGAGUGGGGUAGUUCAUGCCACCGACAUGGAGUUUAAACGCUUUGACGAUAACGCCAAACGGUCUGUGGACCAUAUUGAGACCGUCGCUCUAUAUCAUUGA
Penicillium soppii is the source of this 1275-nucleotide messenger RNA. RefSeq lists its product as uncharacterized. Gene Ontology annotation, cellular component: membrane. The transcript has 6 exons. NCBI's taxonomy places the organism in Eukaryota, Fungi, Ascomycota, Eurotiomycetes, Eurotiales, Aspergillaceae. Gene Ontology annotation, biological process: carbohydrate transport; transmembrane transport. Gene Ontology annotation, molecular function: carbohydrate:proton symporter activity. The coding region runs from base 1 to 1275 and encodes 424 amino acids. The record is from RefSeq and is a predicted model, not a curated record.